CAAUGUUUUCAGUAUGUGUAUCACUUCGAACCUAGCACGUUUCGGAUAUACUAGCUUUUACUACUGAAAAAAACUUACACAGUGCAUGACACGAACUUAUGGAUCUUUAAAUACAGUUAAAUUAUCAACAUUUCACAUUAUCAGAAAAAACUCACGCUGAACAUUCGACCACGUGGGUUUGCAUGAACCGAAAAACAAGGUUUAACUACUCCAAAGCCGGAAAAACAUCACACUAUCAGCUUAGAGAGUUUUUAUUAUUUCUCAAAAAAAAUCAACCCAGUUGAGACGAAUUUUUUAAAGAAAAAAAAAUCAAUUUUUUUAGGAAGAAUUAUGAAUUAGAAAUUUAAGGAAGUAUCAAAUUUCCUUUACUUUGAAGAUGAAAACAUUAUUUUAAUAAACAAAUAAAAAGUUUGUUGAACAAGUAAAUUGUGAUAAUUAAAAAAAAGGAGAACAUUUUAUGUUGUCUAAUUAGACUGCAAGGAAAAAUAGUCUGUAUUUGGAGGCUGUGAAUUAAAAAACAAAAAAAAUUUGUUUUAUUUAAAAAUUAUGGCAAACGAUGAACCCAAGUCGAAGAAAUUUAAACAUUCCGUUAUUUCGGAGCAUAUAUACGACAUUAAUUUUCAAGAACAAUUUUUCAAUAAUUGGCACAAUUAUACGGCUGUGAAAACUGAUAAUCUCGAAAUAAUACCAAAACCAUUUCGAGUGUGCAAAAUUUCCAAUUUUUUGAAGAACGAUGAACUAAUGGAUGAGAUAAAAAGUGAACUGUGGAACGUAAAAACUCGAAGAAAUAGUAUUGAUCUCUAUCAAUUUGAGCAAUCGAGUGACCUUGCAGAUGUAAUGAGUAAACAUUUAAAAAAUCUCUUUGCCACUUUUCAAACUGACUUGUCAACAUGGAUGAAGCGUAACACGAGAAUUGAACUGAACAAGAAAAUAUCAAUUUCCAGUGCCUGUUAUUCAGACACGGAUUAUUUAUUAUGUCACGACGACAAUAUGGGCGAUCGGAGAAUUGCCUUCAUUCUCUACCUGUCGAAAAAUUGGGAGGCAAGUGACGGCGGUGCUUUGGAACUGUUCGACACCGACGAAAGUGGUUGGCCAAGGAACGUUGUAAGAUCCCUUCUUCCCGAAUACAAUUCCCUACUUUUCUUUGAGGUCACGGAAAAUUCAUAUCAUCAAGUAGCCGAGGUUGUGUCGCCCGACAAGAGUCGAUGGAGUAUAAGCGGAUGGUUUCAUGGACCGCUCAUUGAAAAAGAACGACCAGCGAGGCCAAUUUUCGACUCCGAUCCAAUUGAUCCCGAAAAUACCGAAUACGAUCUAAAGCAAUGGAUACGAUUAUCAUAUCUUUCUCCCGAAACAAUCAAAGAGAUUAACAUAAAAGUUGAAUACGAAUCGUGCGCAUUUCUCUCUGAAUUUCUCCUAUUGGAAAUUUAUGAAAAGCUCUCCCAAGAAGUCAACAGCGAUAAUAUUAAAUGGAAAAAAGUCGGACCGGCCGAUCAACGAAAUUAUGAAAUCGCCGACGAGGAGACAUUACCUGAAACAUUGAAAAAAUUUUACAAACUUUUUAAAUCACUCGCAAUGUUUCAGAUGCUGAAGAAAUUCACCGAUUUAGAUUUGGUGCCACUUAAGGAGACAAUGAAACCGAAAAUGCGAAUUGAAUUACAAAGGUGGAAUAUUGGUUGCUAUACUUUAUUAUCUGAUAAUGAAGUCUAUGACAAUUCUGCCAGUACUGAUAAAAAAUCUGUGAUAAAUAAUGAUGAUCGUCAACAAAAUGUUUUAUUGAGACCAAAUAAUUGCCUUGGUGAAACGAUAAAUACACCGCCCAGUAGUGAGGACGAUGUGACGAAUGAUGAAAUUUUAAAUAACACAAAUAAUCCAAAUAUUGCAUCAAGUGCAAUGAAUGAUGAUGAAUCUGAUUCAGGCGAAGCCGAUAUUGAGGAAAAUGAAGACGAGGAAAUGAGACGAAGAAUUUUAAAUCGAAAACCAAAAACAUCAAAGAGAGUGAAAUUGCCCCUAUCUGAUUUUGAAAUGAAACGUGGCACCGAUUCAGAGGAAUCUGAUAUUGACGAUUAUUUAUCAGAUCCAAAAGAAUAUGACGAGGAACAAGAGAACGAUAAUGACAACGAGAUUCUUGGCGGGAGUUUAGAUGUGAUAUUACAAUUCCAUACAAAUAAUGUUCCGGAAAAUUUGUCUAUAGAUUAUGUAUGUCCACGUGAGGAAAGCACAUUAAUUCACGUGCCUGCUAAAGAUAAUUAUUUAUGUUUGGCCUAUAAGAUAAAUGAUACUUGCAGGGUUCACAAUUACGUUAAUCAUUAUUGCAAGGGAUUUUUCUAUAAUUUGUUAUGUACCUAUUAUGAGUAAAAAAAAAUUGGAAACCUCUUUGAGCCUAUUUUCGCUCAUUUUCUGAUUGACUGAUAUGUUUAAGGACAUACUUGCGGAACGAUAUUUUUUCUUUUCUAAUUUUUUUUAGAAACUUUUUUUUGUACAGUUCUGUAAAGUUCAAAAAAAAAAAAAUUGUGUAGCAAAAAAAAAAAGAAUCCAAGCUUUUGUCAAAUCCGUGGAAUGUUUGUCGUGCGAUUGGAAUGUAAUAUAUUAUUUGUAUUAAUAAAUUCAUCAGUAUUUAUGAUCCGUUUAUAA
Leptopilina heterotoma is the source of this 2631-nucleotide messenger RNA. It is a transcript of the gene sud1, whose product is annotated as prolyl 3-hydroxylase OGFOD1. NCBI's taxonomy places the organism in Eukaryota, Metazoa, Arthropoda, Insecta, Hymenoptera, Figitidae. Gene Ontology annotation, biological process: peptidyl-proline hydroxylation; regulation of translational termination. The record is from RefSeq and is a predicted model, not a curated record. Gene Ontology annotation, molecular function: peptidyl-proline dioxygenase activity; L-ascorbic acid binding; iron ion binding. The transcript is spliced from 4 exons. Gene Ontology annotation, cellular component: cytoplasm. The coding region runs from base 547 to 2355 and encodes 602 amino acids.